GGUGAAAUGGCGCAGAAAGGAGAUCAGCUGGAUCAGGAAACCUUUUCUUGUUCGAUCUGUUUGGAUCUUUUAAAGGAUCCGGUGACUAUUCCCUGUGGACACAGUUACUGUAUGAACUGUAUUAAAACCUACUGGGAUGAAGGAGAGAAGAAAAUCCCCAGCUGUCCUCAGUGUAGAGAGACGUUCAUCCCGAAGCCUGUGCUGGUGAAAAACACCAUGUUAGCAGCUUUAGUGGAGCAGCUGAAGAAGACUGGACUACAAGCUGCUCCUGCUGAUCACUGCUAUGCUGGACCUGAAGAUGUGGCCUGUGAUGUCUGCUCUGGAAGAAAACUGAAAGCUGUAACGUCCUGUUUGGUCUGUCUGGCCUCUUACUGCGAGAAACACCUUCAACCUCACCAUGAUGCGGCUCCAUUAAAGAAACACAAGCUGGUGGAUCCCUCCAAGAACCUGCAGGACAACAUCUGCCCCCGUCAUGACGAGGUGAGGAAGAUGUUCUGUCGUACUGAUCAGCAGAGUAUCUGUUAUCUCUGCUCUGUGGAUGAACAUAAAGGCCACGACACAGUCUCAGCUGCAGCAGAACGGACCGAGAGGCAGAGAGAGAUGGAGGUGAGUCGACAACAAAUCCAGCAGGAAAUACAGGACAGAGAGAAAGAUGUGAAGCUGCUUCAGCAGGAGGUGGAGGCCAUCAAUCAGUCUGCUGAUAAAACAGUGGAGGAUAGUGAGGAGAUCUUCACUAAGCUGAUCUCUCUCCUCCAGAAGAGAAGCUCUGAUGUGAAGCAGCAGAUCAGAUCCCAGCAGAAAACUGAAGUGAGGAGAGUCAGAGAGCUGGAGGAGAAGCUGCAGCAGGAGAUCACUGACCUGAAGAGGAGAGACGCUGAGAUGGAGAAGCUCAGAGACAUGGAGGACAACAACCAGUUCCUCCACAUUUACCCCUCACUGUCACCACUCAGUGAGUCCACACACUCCUCCGGCAUCAGCAUCCGUCCUCUCAGGUACUUUCAGGAUGUGGCAGCAGCUGUGUCAGAGGUCAGAGGUCGACUACAGGACAUCCUGAGAGACACGUGGACAAACGUCUCACUGGCCAUCACUGAUGUGGAUGUUUUACUGUCAGAACCACAACCAGAACCAAAGAGCAGAGCUGGAUUCUUGAAAUAUUCAUGUGAAAUCACUCUGGAUCCAAACACAGUACACAGACUGCUGUUACUGUCAGAGGAGAACAGAAAGGUGACAGUUAUGAAGAAACAUCAGUCUUAUUCUGAUCAUCCAGACAGAUUCACUAAUGUUCUUCAGGUCCUGAGUAGAGAGAGUCUGACUGGACGUCAUUACUGGGAGGUGGAGAGGAAAGCAGAUCUAGUUGGUGUAGCAGUUUCAUACAAGAAUAUCAGCAGAUCAGGGGAGCCGAGAGAAUGUGGAUUAGGGAGAAAUGACAAAUCUUGGUCACUAUAUUGUUACUCAGACAGAUAUGUAUUUUGUUACAACAACAUCCAAACCUCCGUCUCAGGUCCUCCUUCCUCCAGAAUAGGAGUUUACCUGGAUCACAGAGCAGGUUUUCUGUCCUUCUACAGCGUCUCUGGAACCAUGACCCUCCUCCACAGAGUCCAGACCACCUUCAAUCAGCCGCUCCACGCUGGAGUCGGGAUUAAACACUGUCCUGGAGACUCAGCUGAGUUCCGUAAACUCAAAUAGACUUUUUUCUUCUCCAUGUUCAUAAGUCAGUGUUGAUUGUUGUGAUUUUUCUUCACUAUUAAGAGGCCGACGUCUCCAACUCUGAUUGUGGGGGGAAUAUUGCUGUUCUAUUAGUAGGUGUUUUGUUAUUUCAUCUUUUCCAGGUAGCACUGUUUUAUUUCUGUUCACUUGUGAAAUAUUGUUAUCAACAGGAAAAUCUAAAUGUCUAUUUGCUUCGCCAAUAUAAGUGUUGUGCCUUAAAUAUAUGUACAGUAUUUAUGUUUAUUUGUUUGUAGGUGCAGUGCGAGUCCUGCAGUAGGUGGGCACAUUUUGAAUGUGUCCACUAUGACAAAGGGACACAAUAUAAGUGCCAAAAAUGUGGCUGAACUGUUCUGUUUGGCAUUUUGUUGUUCUCUGUUAUGUGUGGCCAGGUAUGGGUUGUUUCAUUUUUGGGAAAAGUUCACCUUUAUUUUUCCUCUGUACAUAAUGGCAGAGUUUUCUUUUUUUAGUUUGUUAUUUUAGUUUGAGUUGGAGAUUGUCGGUAGUCCUGUUUUGUCGGUUUGUUUUAGGUUAUAGGUUUACCUGUUUUUUUUCUUAUUUAGUGGGGAAAGUGCAUGGUCCGACGGCCCAUGCGUACCCCUCUUUUGUUCUUUGACACAAUUUGUUUGUUUGUGUGCCUUUACUUUUAUUUCUUAUUAUUUUAUACUUAUUAUCAAUCCAAAAAUAAUUAUUACAAAACUGAUAAAUUGGGGGGGUGUCUGAGAGAGCCAGAGGUGAGAUAAACCAUAGUCAUCCAGUAUCCGCUUUACUAGCAAAAUCCAUGGGGCUAGUUGUAAUCUGGAUCAAAGUGAUCCGGAUUUGGAAAUCCCAUUUUAUGCUAUCCAGGAUCAGGUAAUCCGUUUUAGUUUCAUGCCGGUUUUGCAAAGCAACAUUGGAUUGGAUCACCCUGAUCCAGAUACACAGUUUUUAAGAUUACCAAAUCCGGAUUACCAGUGCUCUAAAUGGGACAACAUAUCACAAUGUGGCCUAAAGAACAACAGUUAGAAGAGCCAACAUGGGGUCACUUUAAGUGUAUUGCACAACAUCGCUACCAGGCUCAAUGUCCCUCUCUGUGAUGACGUUUGUGAUGCACCUGAGCCUGUUGAAGAACCAGACCAACCUCUGGCCUUCUGUCAGAAUGAGGGACUGACUGGACGUGUAGUAAGGGAUGCAAUAGUUAGAAAUGAUUUUUGACAGGUUCAUCUCUGAUGAUUGUUUCUUUGAUAUUAAUAUACAGUGAUGAAUUACAGAAAAAUUGAAUAUAUUAUUUUUGUUUGUUAUAGAAAUCUGUUUGGGGGAUUAUUUCAUGGUGAUGUAACGGGUACCGUAGUAACGGCACCUUGGUUGACAGAUACGUUCCUGAGAGACAGGAGAGAGAUGAGGACACGGCUGUUCAGUUUCAGGCAC
Messenger RNA from Cololabis saira (Pacific saury), 3111 nucleotides. RefSeq names its product tripartite motif-containing protein 16-like. Lineage: Eukaryota; Metazoa; Chordata; Actinopteri; Beloniformes; Belonidae. Gene Ontology annotation, molecular function: zinc ion binding; protein binding. Bases 7 to 1686 code for a protein of 559 amino acids. The transcript has a single exon. The record is from RefSeq and is a predicted model, not a curated record.